UUCAAUACUCAAUGCCUUAGCAGAUCAUGGCUGUGUCUGUAUGAAAAUUAUUGAAGGACGUGAUGCUAAACCUGGUUCUGGUUCUUUCAUGGUAUCCAUCCAAUGUGCAAAUGAACAUGUUUGUGGAGGAACUUUAAUCCAUACUCAGUGGGUCUUGACUUCAGCAAACUGUGCAGUUUAUUACUUUCAAGGGAAAAAACCCAUUGUUGUUCUUGGUACCCUGUCCUUGAAAGACAAAAAGAAAGCACAAAAAAUUAAAGUGAUCUUUGCAGUACCACAUCCUGCAUACAACAACAAAACAGAACAGAACAACUUGGCCCUACUCAAGUUGGAUCAAGCUGCAAAACUGAAUAAGUUUGUAAAGGUCCUCUCAUUGCCAAAAUCAACAAAAGAUAUUAAAAGUGGAACAAAAUGCAAGAUUCUAGGAUGGGGACAAACAACUGUUGACGAUGACGAUUCAUCUGACACUUUGAAAGAACUUACUGUAACUAUCAUAGACCGGCAACGCUGCAACAGUAAAGACUAUUACAAACAUGAUCCAGUCGUAACAGAUGAUAUGUUAUGUGCUGGUGAUGCAAACCAGAUGUCCAAAAUGUGCAGGGGUGAUGCAGGUGGACCAUUGAUAUGUAAAACUCUGAGAAAACAGUUUGCUGGCAUUGCUGCCUUUGCAAAGAGUUGUGAGACCAAGAAUCAACCUGGAAUUUAUACACGAUUAUCGAAGAAUUACGUUAAGUGGAUAAAGAAAAUCAUGAAAGGGCCAAUGGGAAACACCACAUUUAAAUGAUUGUGUGGAUAUCAUUGGGG
Messenger RNA from Hemiscyllium ocellatum (epaulette shark), 804 nucleotides. Its product is annotated as granzyme K-like. Gene Ontology annotation, molecular function: serine-type endopeptidase activity. NCBI's taxonomy places the organism in Eukaryota, Metazoa, Chordata, Chondrichthyes, Orectolobiformes, Hemiscylliidae. The transcript has 6 exons. The coding region runs from base 41 to 784 and encodes 247 amino acids. Gene Ontology annotation, biological process: proteolysis. The record is from RefSeq and is a predicted model, not a curated record.